Anolis carolinensis (green anole) is the source of this 2502-nucleotide messenger RNA. RefSeq names its product di-N-acetylchitobiase. The coding region runs from base 99 to 1232 and encodes 377 amino acids. Gene Ontology annotation, molecular function: chitinase activity; chitin binding. Gene Ontology annotation, biological process: oligosaccharide catabolic process; chitin catabolic process. The record is from RefSeq and is a predicted model, not a curated record. The transcript has 7 exons. Lineage: Eukaryota; Metazoa; Chordata; Lepidosauria; Squamata; Anolidae.
CUUUCUUGACAAGGUGGUUUGGCCCGUCCCGCUUCCCGUACGCUGAAUAAAGCGAGGAGGGAGGGAAGAACGCAAAGCAGCCCUCAUGAAGGAGGAACAUGCAGGUGUUGUUGGCUGGCGGGGGCGCGCGCCUUCUCCUCCUCGCGAUCGCGCGCCUCUCCUUCUGCUUGGGCUGGGGCUGUGGCGCGUGCCCCUGCGACGACUGCGCGCUCUGCGACCCCAUCUCGGCCACGAGGGAUUUUGAGGUCUUUGUAUUUGAUGUUGGUGGGAAGACCUGGAAAUUCUAUGACUGGUCACAGAUUACAACGGUGGCAACUUUUGGAAAAUAUGAUCCUGACCUCAUGUGUUAUGCUCAUUCCAAAGGAGCCAGGGUAGUUUUAAAGGGUGACAUAUCUAUGAAGGAAAUUGUUUCUCCAGCAGUCCGAGCUGCCUGGAUAAAACAAAAGACAGACCUUGCCAAAAAGCAGCAUAUGGAUGGGAUCAACAUAGACAUUGAACAGAAGGUGAUAAGAAACUCACCUGAAUACUAUGCAUUAACGACUUUGGUUAGGGAAACAACAGAAGCUUUUCACAAAGAGAUUCCAGGGUCACAGGUAACUUUUGAUGUAUCCUGGUCCCCAACAUGUAUAACCUACAACAGGUGCUACAACUACUCUGGGAUUGCUGAUUUUUGUGACUUUAUGUUUGUAAUGUCUUAUGAUGAAGCGAGUCAAGGAUGGUCAAAAUGCAUAGCAAGCGCCAAUGCUCCUUAUAAGCAGACUAUAUCUGGAUAUGACAAUUACAUUCACAUGGGCAUCAGUCCAAAGAAGCUUGUGAUGGGUGUUCCAUGGUAUGGCUAUGAUUAUACGUGUCUAGGCUUAUCUAAGGCUCAUGUUUGCUCCUUGGCAAAAAUCCCUUUUCAAUUGCUUCCAUGCAGUGAGGCAAAUAGACAUCAAGUCACAUAUAGAAUAAUAAUGAAUUGGAAAAAUAAUUCUCUUUCUGGGAUCCUGUGGGAUGAAAAACAGAACUCUCCCUAUUUGGAAUACAAGGAUUCAAAUGGUACUUUUCAUCAAGUUUGGUUUGAUGAUCCCAGGAGCAUUUCUCAGAAAGCAGCCUAUGUUAAAGAACGUGGUUUAAGGGGUAUUGGUAUGUGGCAUGCAAACUGUCUUGAUUACUCCAGAAGCUCUGCGGCACAAGAACAAACAAAAGCAAUGUGGGAGGCCUUGAAAUCAAAGCAAGCUAUUAGAAAGUAGAUUUAAGAGUCCAGACAGGCAUACAUGACUUCUUGUCUUAUUGGGAAGAGAGUUGAAAUGUAUAAUAUCAUUUUUUCAUUGCUGUGAUGUCACUUAAAAUGAUAUACCAUAUACUCCUAUUAUGCUAUUAUUCUAAUUGAGUCUGUUAUUUAUUUUUCUAUAAUAAAGCAACCUGUUUGUUAUCUUAAAAUCUAUGAAAGAAAAAUAAUAUGGUAACAGAAGUGACAAAUAAACAUGUUACAAGUACAGUUGUAACUUAUCAGUGAAUUUAGAGUAUGCAUUUAAGUGUGGGGUGCUACUCUGAAAGUAAAAUGCAAUAUUAAAUUGCACCUGUGAAAACCAUUCACAAUUUCUUACAUAUAGCCAAAAGCAGUGAAAGCACUGUUAUUUUUACAGGAAGAGAAUUAAGAUUGAAUUUAUUUGUGGUUUCCUUCACCUAAUACAAACUACACAAUUCAGUACACUAACUGCUGCUAACAAUGUUCUUGCACCCAUUUCAUCAUCUGCAUUGAAAUUUUAGGCCAUUUUCCAAAACGCCAAGCCACCUAAUUAAACAGUUGCACACAACUCGAUGGAAGUGUUGCUAAAAUCUACAAAACCUUGUAGGAACCAUCUCCUUGAGCCCAUUCUGGGUAUUGUAAUGUAUGUUCAAGACAUUUCCAAUGUGUGGUGAUUCUAAAGUAAGCCUAUGUUAGAGUUUUCUUAGCAUGGCUUAUUCAGCAAUUUGCCUUUGCCUUCUUCUGAGGCUGAGAAAGUAUGAUUUGUCCACAGCCAUUCAGUGGAUCUCCAUGAUUGAGAGUGGAUUAGAACACUGCUCUUCAAAGUCAUAGUCCAAUGCUCAAACCACUAAACCACACUUUCAUCAUUCUGCACAUGGUUUCCUGUAAAAAUUGGCAUUUCUUGCCAUUUGUCAGAAUACAUCUGUAUUCCUUGAAAGGGGUUCCAAUAAUUAGUUUAUGUGGAAUUUGUCUGGCUUGCUGCAUCACUCUCACAUAUGUAGUGCUCUGCAAGUAGGAAAUUUGGUGGGCAUGGCUACAUGAAAAGUUGGUAUUCCUGGCCAUUUUCCACAAUAUGUUUUGUCUUGAAUGAGUAUGAGAAGGUGCCUUCUGUGGACUUCUUUUGUAGUUUCUUGCAGCAUUUCCAUCUGCUCUUGUACAACCUGAGAAUUGAAUGGGCAUGGUCUGUGCAGAUAGUGGUAUCCAUGCCAUUUUAUUCUGGUCAGGACCGUUUUUGGGCAUUGAGAGUUAAUAAAAAAUAAUAUUCAAAAUGA